UAGAACGGGUGAUGCUAACAGCUAGCUGUGGUAGCUGUGUGACUGAUGAAGAGUUGAACAGUUUGAUCUGUGACAGAGGAACUGAGUUAAAUACAGUUCUGCGGACAACAAGACCAGAAUAGAUGAUACAAGAAGCAAGCGUAGAUCUAUAAAUAUGAACAUCAAGAGAAGAAAUCAAACAGUGGACCUAGUACAGGAAUUUUAUAACUACACAGAUGCAGCGGGAGGAGAAGCAGCUGGAGGCUUCGGUGGACUCGCUCAUCUCUCGGGUGGCUCACGUUAAAAACGCUCUGCACAGUUUCAUCUACAAGCUGGAGAACGAGUACGAGCGACUGACGUGGCCUUCUGUUUUGGACAACUUCGCUCUUCUAUCCGGUCAGCUGAACACGAUCAAUAAACUGCUCAAGAACGAGAAGACGCCUUCCUUUCGCAACCAGGUUAUCAUCCCACUGCUUCUGUCUCCAGACCGGGAUGAGGAUUUAGCAAAACUCACGGAGCAGCGUGUCCCAGUCUUCAGCCAUGAGAUUGUUCCAGACUACCUGCGGACCAAGCCCGAUCCAGAGGUGGAGGAGCAGGAGAAACAGCUGAGUGCAGAGGCAGCACGGAUCGGCCCAGAGGUGGCACAGAAACAGAUCCAGACGCUGAACAAACUAUGUUCAAAUCUGCUAGAGAAGCUCAACAAUCCUCGUGAUGACAGAGAUGCAGAAAGUGCAGCAAUACGACAGAACAAACCGUCUUUCAACCCCGCCGACACCAACGCGCUGGUCGGAGCUGUCGCGUUUGGAAAGGGGCUUUCCAAAUGUAGGCCUCCAGGUCCAGUGGCCCCUGGACAUCCAGGACAAGGGCCCAUGAUGAGUGGAGGCCCGACCUUACAGCAGGUCACCAUUGGCGGUGGUUCAGCCCAGCAAGCAGGUAUGGGAGGAUCUGUGGCUCAACAGCCGCAAGGGCAGCCAGGUAGGAGACCUGGAGAGCUGGGUAAAAUGCCGAGCAGCAUCAAGACAAACAUCAAAUCUGCGUCCGGUUCAAUGCACCCUUACAACCGAUGAGCCGCUUCAUUAUCAUUCCCUCAUCCAAACAUUUGUUCCAUUUCCGAGACUCACCUGCAGCAACGACGUUUAGAAUACACACUUUUUAUAUGAAGCUGUUAUUUUCAGUAAGUUAUCCCUCUGCUCUGUCUGAUGCUGUUUCAUUGACACUCUAUAAAAUGAUCUCAAACAUCAAAUCUAAACAUUUGAAAGCAUCAGGAACCAUGUUUUUGUUUUUUAUACAACAGCUGAGCCUCUGUGUUUGAGCCCCUAGAUGGCAGUAUGUCAUCAUCUCCAGGAUCUGACAGUUUGUAUUGUGAACUGUGCUCCGACUCUUUUUCAAUAAAAGACGUGUUCAAAGGA
Messenger RNA from Larimichthys crocea (large yellow croaker), 1388 nucleotides. It is a transcript of the gene med8, whose product is annotated as mediator complex subunit 8. Gene Ontology annotation, biological process: regulation of transcription by RNA polymerase II. The record is from RefSeq and is a predicted model, not a curated record. Lineage: Eukaryota; Metazoa; Chordata; Actinopteri; Sciaenidae. The coding region runs from base 216 to 1046 and encodes 276 amino acids. Gene Ontology annotation, molecular function: RNA polymerase II cis-regulatory region sequence-specific DNA binding; transcription coregulator activity. Gene Ontology annotation, cellular component: core mediator complex; mediator complex. The transcript has 7 exons.